This is a messenger RNA of Aspergillus calidoustus, 2319 nucleotides long. Lineage: Eukaryota; Fungi; Ascomycota; Eurotiomycetes; Eurotiales; Aspergillaceae. The record is from the annotation of a GenBank genome assembly.
AUGUCAAAUGUCGAGUUGACCGGCGACGGUUUCAUCGGUCUCGAUUAUGACUCGAGAAAUUACAUUCAGCCUCAGUCAUGGCCAGUGGCGGUGGACCACCAGGCCUCCCAGCGGACUGACGGUUCGCGAGACAUCUCACCCUUACAAACCAGCGGUCACGCUUUCGAACAGUCGGUAGCCCAGGAUGCUAACCUCAUCGUUGACUGGCAAUUCCAACAUCUACAACCCCACCUUCAUUACUCUCAGGACGAGGCAACCGCCGCGCCCCAGUUCACGACUGCAAGCUAUGGCAUGACUAUCCACUCUUCGCCCGUUGAUCUCAUGUCAGGGCCUCAUGGUCAGAUGAGCACGAGCCUGCUGGACGGUCCUUAUUUGCCGCUCGCCGCACCCGUUGACAUGGUAUCAUACCCUUACCAGGAUCUCCAAACAGACCUUCUCGGGUUUCAACCUCACGGCCUUCCAAACAUGUCAUCAUAUACAGCUCCCCAAAGCAUGAUUGAGAGCAGCUCACCGACGGACACGUAUCUGGAAGUCCGAUCCCUCACCAGCUCCAGUAGCGACCAUGGCUGGAGCAUGAUUGAACCGAGACACUCGCACGAGUUUUCUUUUCCGGACCAGGUCUUUAUCAACCCGACCCAGACUCUCCACGAUAGGAGCCUGUCGGAAUCAUCCUACUCGACCUCCUACGGUAGCUUUGUCGAUGUAUCCAACCCUGUCAACUCGCCUUGCUCGGAAACGAACUUCGAGUAUAACAGUCCCGUGAACCGCCGUGUGUCCUUUGACCACAUCUCUCAUGGGUCACAAUCACCCACCGCAGUUAGCCCCGCUGCCAUUGUCCGACCAAUUCAAGUGCCGGCCAAAAAGGAUACUUCGCCGACUCGCUCUUCAGGCUCCCAGUCGUCCUCUUCACCGCCAAGCAGAAAGCCGUCUCGCAAGAGCCCGAUAGCCGCCAGAACCGCAGAGACCAAGGUCCGGAAGCAGUCUCAGAACGGCAAGUCCGAGACCACUGAGAAGAAGGUUGGCAAGCGCAAGGGUCCUUUGAGACCGGAUCAGCGAAAACAGGCUAGCGAAAUACGAAAGAUGAGAGCGUGCCUGCGCUGUAAAUUUCUGAAGAAGACUUGCGAUAAGGGCGAGCCAUGCGCUGGUUGCCAACCUUCGCAUGCCAGGCUAUGGCAGGUUCCUUGCACUCGUAUCGACAUCAAGGAGAUAGGCUACUUCAUGAAGGAUUGGAAAGCCGAUUAUGAGCGACACAUCACCCUUGGAUUCUCCGUGGGAAAUAUUAAAGGCUUCUCAGAACACGAAAAGACUCUAUUUAUAACUCACGGCUACGGUCAGGUUCUUCCGAUCAACGCCCGCGAAGUAUACGUACACAAUGAACAAUGCUUUAGCAUCGACUGGGUGGAAACGAUGAACCGCGAACCUACCCAGUAUGAAGUUGAGACCGCGAAACUGUCUGCUGGUAUGGAGGGAAUUUCGCAUGCCAUGUUGUCCGAUUACCUAGACCGCCAUAUUGAUGGAAACGGCACUUUUGAGAAGUUCAUCGACGACUACUUUGAGGGCACGCCAUUUUUGACGCAGAUGCUCAAGACAGCAUUCCGGUACUACUUCCGCACAAAGAUGCCUGUCAUUCGCAAAGCUUUGAAGCUCAUUCUUGCCUACAAUCUGACGCUCCAUGUCACCAUGGUCGAGGGCUUGGGCGAGGAGGACGGUUUCUUAGGAAAAAUUCAAGAUCAAACCAGCAAGUUCAAGGGGAAGACCAUGGCACCUGUGAUGAUCAAUUUCCAGAUCAAGUGUGCUAUGGCAAAUAUGUGGCGUGAACUGCAGAAAGAUGUCUUGGAGGAGUUGUCCAGCCUCUAUUCCAGCGUCUACAGUGGUGACAAACUGAAGAACUGGCCCACGAUUUUCAUUCUGGCGUCAAUUCUUUUGGCAGUCUGGGAAGAAAUGCAGUUUGACUGCCACUACCGCACGCCGGUGAGUACCCUACGAACGAUUCCUGCUUACAGCUCUGACUGUGAUAAGGAUGCCGCUGCUGUUGACAAGUUCUGCACCGACAUGGAGACUACUCCCGUCGGUGUCAUUGUUGGCCUAUUCCAGGCGAUUUCUCAAAAAUUGCCGGCGUUCUCCGACUGGGAAACGUCAAAGCACCACCAUCUGCUCCAAUCAAACCCCGAUGUCUGCAACACUAUGACCGAAGUUCGCCAGCAUGUUGAGAAAUUUGAAAGUUACCUCCGUGGCCGCUCAGCGACCAAGUUCAACAGAAAUGACUUUGACUGCCUAUCGAACAAAUUCGUUUCGAGACUUGUUAUUCGAGCGAACUAG